Anopheles marshallii is the source of this 273-nucleotide messenger RNA. RefSeq lists its product as uncharacterized. Gene Ontology annotation, molecular function: guanyl-nucleotide exchange factor activity. Gene Ontology annotation, cellular component: Ragulator complex; cytoplasm; lysosome. Gene Ontology annotation, biological process: positive regulation of TORC1 signaling; cellular response to amino acid stimulus. NCBI's taxonomy places the organism in Eukaryota, Metazoa, Arthropoda, Insecta, Diptera, Culicidae. The transcript is spliced from 4 exons. Bases 1 to 273 code for a protein of 90 amino acids. The record is from RefSeq and is a predicted model, not a curated record.
AUGGAACAUCAAGUAGACAGCAUACUGGAUAAAAUCAUGGACGUUCCGGGCAAUACAGGAUGCUUGUUGGCGAACAAUCAAGGGUUAUGCCUUGGAGUGAAAGGUAAUGCAUCGGAACAGUCUGCCGGAAUAAUUGUAGCGAUAUCAGAUUUAGCAUCGAAGUUAGAUCCUAGCAGCAGUUCUCCGGUGAUUUCAUUGGAAUCGAACGACAAAAUAUGUAUGAUCCACAAACACGGAAUCACAGGAGCAAUUUACAAACAAAAAGGAACGUAA